AUGAUUGGACCAUAUUUAUUGGAAAUGAUGUUAGAGGUUAAAAAGGCAUUUAUUAGCUUUCUCAGAAUGAACAAUGAUUCAAGUCCUUCUGAUCCUUUCAAAACAACAUGUUCACAUGGAAAUGUUCAUGUAAACGGACAAUAUCCUAGUCAGUUGCCUAACAAUAGUGUUAUUCAUACAGAAGACAACAAUAAAAACAAUGAACAUGGUCCUCGUCUUAGUUUCAAGCGGUUAACCUUAUCUGAUUCACUUGACCUAACUGGAAAUCGCAUCCAGUCGCAUUUGUAUUCCAAGCUUGAUCCAGAGGCGAUCGAACUUGACCUAAUGUGUGCUGAUAAAAUUUACUCUGCAAAAGAAACUUCAAGUAGUGGUCAUUUAUUUUGUCCCGUCCCACUUGAUGGUGAUACCUUUUGUGAUCAUUGCAACCAACCUAUUUGGGAAUUUGGUUGGCGUCCAGUAUGCUUAAAGUGUGCAAAAUGCCACAUGACCUGUCACUGGCUGUGUAAAACUGAGGUUACAGUUUUGUGUGAUGAAGACUCCAAGACCUCUCAUCAAGUUGCUGAAUCAAAUCUAUUUCCCCCAAUGGUUGUUUCGGGGAACGAUUUAGAACAACAGGUUGACAGCUCAGUCUCUAAGUUAUCAACAAGUCCGGAAAACGAUAGCAUUAAUUAUAUGUCGUCUGAAGGAACUUUAGUUAAGUCUUCCCAACUGGAUUUCCAUGUAAAUAAUCACCUAACUUCUGAAUCUGAUAUACCGUUAUUUGAUACUGUUUCUCCAAACGAAUUAAAUGGAGUGAAUAGUCCUGUUGACAAAACGACUGAUCACCUUGCGUUCGAAAGAGUUACUUUACAAUCAAUCUCUCCUAGUUCGAGUCAGUACACUUUCAUGACUACAAACUUUAACACACCGUUAAACGUACCUGCUAAACUGGAUAAUGGAAUAUCAAUAAAGCAGAAAGCUGAAUGUUUAUCUCAAUCAACAUUGUCAAGGCGUGCUACUGAGUUUUAUAAAUCGAAAACAUCAGUUGAUGUAAAGUUAGUCAGUAGGCAUUCCUUUCUAUGCGGAAAUAAACCAAACGUUUGCCUAGCUUAUGAUUUUUCAAGCUUAGAUAAGGAGGCAAUUCGAGAUCGAGGAAUUCUUGUGAGACAACUAAGCCCAUCUCUUACUGAAUUACAAAACACUUCUAAACCACUUCAGAACACAAAUAUUAUCUUAGAUACCCCGAACUCCAAUCCUUUUACACAUUCAGAUGAAAGUUCGUUUCCAGAAAAAGAAGUUUCGGAUAUUGGCCUUGCCAGUGUGAUGCAAACAACUCAGGAAUUUGUUCGCACCAAACAAAAACGAAGCUUUCAGACUCAUUUACGUUCUUCAAAUGCGCUUCCAUUAAUCCCUAUGGUAGUUGGACCGCGAGCAAUAUUACCUUGGUCCUCUGAUCGUUUGAAACAGUUAAUUCAGAUCUUUAGUGUAAAUGAAUUCGGAUUACAAGCUGCUAGUCUAACUGGUGCUGAUUCAUGUGAUUGCGAAGGUCAAGUUCGUGUACAUAUAAACUUACUCCGCCCUAUUCAAAUGUUACUUACAGCUAGACCAGCUUCCAUUUUCGACGUAGUUGGUGCAAAAAGUGAUGAAACAGAUGACGAUGAUAAUGAAGAUGAUGAUGGGGAAGAUGUUAGUGAUCGAUCUGAAGAUGAUCAGAAUCUUUGGUUAGUCCAAAGUGACAACAAUAAUAACUGCAAUCUUGUUUCAAAACAACACCCUUCUAAUACACCACAUUCCUUUGUAUCAUCCAACAUUCCAUAUUUUUCACCAAAUAAUAAAGUUCAUAAAGCUGAUGGAAAUAUUGUUGAGUCACAUCGUCGGUUAGGUAGAACAGCUUCAACAGUAUCUACUUUUCGGUUACCAAGAGGAAGCACAAAGUUGUUGCAUGUUCGACUAUCGACAACUGCACAAAUGGUUAUCUGUGCACUACUUGAUCGAUUCGGUAUACGAGAUAAUCCUCAAAAAUUUGCUUUAUAUGAACACACAAUUGAAGGUGAUCAGAAAGUUUCUGUACGAAAAUUAUUUGACAAUGAAUCACCGUUGGGAUUACUAUUCAAGUGGGUUGAUCAAGAUCCCAAUAAUUUUAACAACAUUCUGAGUGUGAAGCGAUUAGUAUUACAAGAGAAUGAAACUGGUGAUAUUGAAUGGACCACAUUUAGUUUAUCGGAAUUGCAUACAUUUUUGGGGAUAUUGAAUCGUGAAGAAAGUGAUUAUCGUAGACGUAUUGAAAUGAAAUAUGAAAUACGCAGGAAAGAAAUAAAACGUUUAAUGGAACUACAUAAUAAUAAAUUUAAAUCUUUAGACAAGUCAUUCAAUUGUCAAUUUAAUUCUGUUCCUUCGAAUGUAACCACUGUAAUUGCUGAACGAUAUGAAAAUGAAGCGAUAACUAAACAAUCAUGCGAUGAAAAUUCGGAAUUUAAUGCCUAUUCUUGUAUGGAUUCAUUGUCUGCACCGGUUUCGCCAACAUUAUUUCGUAAAUCGAACAAACAGAUAAAUUUAAACGAUGAAAAGUCAACUUUACCAGGAGUUUCAAACUCACCAGAUUCUUGUUCAUCUUCAGAGGCAACACUCAAUCGUAAUACAAUUAAACACAGUCAACUUUCUGAUGCUGUAUCCACAUUACCUCGUUUACCAUCAAAUAAAAUCUCUGAAAUAUCAAAUACUUCUAAUAAAAUUCCUUCUAUAUUCAAAUCAUUUUCUAAUUUUAAAGCUAAAAAAGCUGAACUUGCCCAACAAAAAAGAUUAGCUAAAAUGGAAAAAGCUCGUAUUAAAGCAGAACAACGACAACAACAGCGUAAAGAAAAAAUUAAAAAUCAUCCACUUUCUUCAUGGAAAUGGCGUGGAUUCGGCACACUUUCGCCGUCUAGUUCUUCAUCAAUGUCUCCUACUGGAUUGUCACCAUCAUCACAUCAAUAAUGAUAUAUCAACUGCACUGCAUUGUAAUGAUCAUAUUCUUAUUUAUUUUUGUCAAGAAAUAAGCAGAUUAAUUGAUUGCAUACUAUUUUCUGUUUUCUAUAUCCUCUCUACAUCAUUCAAUAGUGUCUUCCAGUUCAAUUGUGUAAAUAUUUACUUGUUUUUUUAAUUUUUUUUCAGGCACGUUUUGCUUAUUGCAUCAGACUUUCAUAUGCUUCCUUCACUUUUUCCCUUGCUCAUUUUUUUUCUCUCUGUCUAUUUUGAACUAUCC
Messenger RNA from Schistosoma spindalis, 3220 nucleotides. The record is from the annotation of a GenBank genome assembly. NCBI's taxonomy places the organism in Eukaryota, Metazoa, Platyhelminthes, Trematoda, Strigeidida, Schistosomatidae.